Messenger RNA from Erigeron canadensis, 1776 nucleotides. Its product is annotated as acyl-coenzyme A thioesterase 2, chloroplastic. Gene Ontology annotation, molecular function: fatty acyl-CoA hydrolase activity. Lineage: Eukaryota; Viridiplantae; Streptophyta; Magnoliopsida; Asterales; Asteraceae. Gene Ontology annotation, biological process: acyl-CoA metabolic process. The transcript has 5 exons. The coding region runs from base 250 to 1554 and encodes 434 amino acids. The record is from RefSeq and is a predicted model, not a curated record.
AAUGACAUAGACCAUGCUGUUUUCACCAACGAAUCUUUAUCACCAAAUAGUUUCUUCUUUCAGAAAAGCCAUGAAAGGCAUGAUCAAACCAUAAUAAAUUCUUUCACCAAACCAAUCUCCAAUUCCCCAAAUCAUAUCCCUACAAAAACCCCAUAAAAUUUUCUCACAAAAGCAACAAUCUUUUUCCCAAAUUUCUCCAAACCCUAAUCAAGAUCAUUUUUAAUAACCAAAAAUAUACAUAUCAUACAUAUGGAAUUCAGCCCAAUAAAAAUAAAGUCAACAUUCACAUCCCCAUUUGAAAAUUCACCAAGGGCAGAUGAUGGAAAUGCCUCAUCUAGAAAGCCCCUAAGUUUAUGGCCAGGUAUGUAUCAUUCCCCUGUUACUGCUGCUUUAUGGGAAACAAGAUCAAAAAUCUUUGAAAGACUUCUUGACCCACCAAAAGAUGCACCCCCACAAAGUGAAUUACUUACAAGAUUCCCAUCUCAAAGUAGGACAACAAUUUUGUAUAACUUUUCUACUGAUUAUAUAUUGAGAGAACAGUAUAGGGAUCCUUGGAAUGAGGUUAGAAUUGGGAAAUUGCUUGAAGAUCUUGAUGCAUUAGCCGGUACUAUCUCGGUUAAGCAUUGCUCUGAUGACGAUAGUAUGACAAGGCCCCUAUUGCUGGUUACUGCAUCUGUUGACAAGAUGGUCUUGAAGAAAACAAUUAGUGUUGAUUGUGAUCUCAAAAUGGCUGGUGCAGUUAUAUGGGUUGGGCGGUCUUCUAUUGAGGUUCAACUUGAAGUCAUUCAACUGUCAACUGAUAGCACUGACAUAACAGAAACAGUAGCUCUAACAGCUAACUUCAUAUUUGUGGCCCGUGAUUCCAAAACUGGGAAAGCUGCUCCUGUGAAUCGGCUAACACCACAAACCGAGGCAGAAAAACUACUCUUUGAAGAAGCAGAAGCAAGAAACAAACUGAGAAAAUUAAAGAACGUGAAUAGAAAGGAGAUUGAUGGAGAAAAGAAUCGACUUGAUUUAUUAUUGGCUGAAGGACGUAUUUUCUGUGACAUGCCUGCGUUGGCAAAUCGAGAUACCAUUCUUCUUAAAGAUACGCGGCUUGAAAAUUCAUUGAUAUGCCAACCCCAACAACGAAACUUACAUGGACGUAUCUUUGGAGGAUUUUUGAUGCAUCGAGCCUUUGAGUUGGCUUUCUCAACAGCUUACACUUUUGCUGGAUUAAUGCCACAUUUUCUUGAAGUUGACCAUGUUGACUUUCUAAGACCGGUGGACGUUGGUGAUUUCUUACGUUUCAAGUCAUGUGUUCUAUAUACAGAAUUCGAACAUGCAGAACAACCUUUAAUUAAUGUUGAAGUUGUUGCCCAUGUUACGCGGCCCGAGCUCAGGUCUAGUGAGGUUUCAAACACAUUCUACUUCACAUUCACAGUCCGGCCAGAAGCUAAAGCCAAUAACAAUGGGUUUAGGAUUCGUAAAGUGGUUCCAGCCACAGAAGAGGAAGCACGAAGGAUCCUUGAACGUAUGGAUGCUGAUUCGUUGGGUUCAAAAGAAAGUAACUGAAUUUUGAAUCACAUCCACGAACCCCUUCACAUACUUCAAAACAUCAAAUAAGUAUUAAAGAAAUUAUAUACGAAAAUACUGACUUAUUAAGAAGAAAUAAGAACUGUACUGCACUCGCAGGCCAUUGAAUAGGAAAUAAUGUACUAACUAACAUCAGAUUAUGAGAUUCUUGUCUUUUGGAUUUUAAUGAAUACAAGCAAGAUAAAGUAAUUUGCUUUCUAA